Ostreococcus lucimarinus CCE9901 is the source of this 1446-nucleotide messenger RNA. RefSeq lists its product with no specific name. The coding region runs from base 1 to 1446 and encodes 481 amino acids. The transcript has 2 exons. Gene Ontology annotation, cellular component: trans-Golgi network; cytoplasmic vesicle; clathrin adaptor complex. The record is from RefSeq and is a predicted model, not a curated record. Lineage: Eukaryota; Viridiplantae; Chlorophyta; Mamiellophyceae; Mamiellales; Bathycoccaceae. Gene Ontology annotation, biological process: protein targeting; Golgi to lysosome transport.
AUGCUGUCGCAAUUCUUCAUCCUGAGCCCGCGCGGGGACGCGCUGGUGACGAAAGACUUCCGCAGGGACUUGCCUCGACGCACGCACGAGACGUUUUAUCGAACCGUGCGCGCGUGGGCGCGCUCGCGGCGGCGUGAGGACGGCGAAGAGGAUGCGGAGGAAUCGGCGAUGGGCGAACAUUCUCGGGAAUAUAGCGGCGCGCCGGCGGUUUUUCGCGAGGAUGGGGUGAAUUACGCGCACGUCAAGGCGAGUGGGCUGUACUUUGUCGCGACGACGACGCGAAACGCGAGCGGGAGCGUGAUAUUAGAACUUUUGCAUCGGUUGGCGAGAUUGGUGAAGGAUUAUUGCGGCGCGCUGACGGAGGACGCGGUGAGGAAAAACGCGACGUUGGUGUACGAGGUGAUCGAUGAGGCGAUGGAUUAUGGAUACGCACAAACGACGUCGACGGAGAUGCUUCGCGAGAGGGUAUGUAACGAACCGGUGGAAAUCGGAGGGGGGUUGGCGGGGAUGCUGGCGGCGAUUAAUUUAAUGAACGCGGCGUCGGUGGCGAGUGGGGUGAAUAGAGUUUCUAGCAGCGCGACGCAAAAGAGCGUGGUGAGCGCGUCGAGCGCGACGACUCGGGAUGAGAUUUUCGUGGACAUCAUCGAGAAAGUGAACGUGACGUUCAACGCGAAUGGAGAUGUAGUAACGUCUGAGAUCAAUGGGCACAUUCAAGUACGGAACUUUUUGCAAGGUGAGGACACAAAGGUGAAGCUGGCGCUGUCGGAAGACUUGACCAUUGGCGGGAAAGGUGCGAGCGCGGGUGGCGCGUAUACAGGCGUCAUCCUCGAUGAUUGCAACUUCCACGAGACGGCAAACUUGGAUCAGUUCGACAUCGAUCGUACGAUAAGUUUACGACCGCCACAAGGGGAGUUUUCGUUGAUGCACUAUCGAAGCGCCGACGACUUCAAGCCUCCAUUUAGAAUCGUACCGAUCAUCGACGAGAGCGUACCGUACAAAGUGGGCAUCGAGCUCAAGCUCUACGCUGACUUUAACGCAAAACACACGUGUACGGGGUGUAUCGUAACCUUGCCAAUCCCCAAAGGUGCGAUUGGCGCCACUGCUCGAUUGCCAAAGCACGUCACGGCAAGCACGCAGCACGUCAUGUACGACGCCGCCGAAAAGCAAAUCGUCUGGCAGUUCAAAAAACUACCCGGCGGUUCCGAUCACGAGUGUUCUGUACAAAUCUCGCUGCAAUCCGAGCGCAUUCCAAACGUUCGUCGAGAGAUUGGUCCGCUAUCGUUGACGUUUCAGAUUCCAACCUUUAGCGCGAGCGACCUCGCCGUGCGCUACCUCCAAGUCGUCGGCUCUUCCAACGAGCCUCGUCAUCGCGAUGACCCACCGCGAAAUCCACACAGAUGGAUUCGUUACAUGACCAAGAGUUCGUCCUACGUUGUUCGCAUUUAG